CCGUCGCCAUUUUCAAAACGACCAACCUUUAUUGCGCACACGACAAAUGUUGUUCAGCAAAAGCGUUUAAAUAAAGAAACGGAUCGUUUGAAUAACAAGUGACGGAGCAGAGGAUUGUGACCCUCAAGACCGUCACUAAAAAUGAUGGAUCUUCCUCACUACAGCAGUCAGCUGAUGCAGCAGCUGUGGGCCCUGAGGAAGGAGGGACAAUUCUGUGACUGCACCAUCCUGGUGGGAGACAGUCCUCACCGAGCACAUAAACUGGUGCUGGCUGCCUCCAGCAUGCUCUUCAGGUCCCUGCUCGAAGGCUCAGACACCAUCUCCAUCGACACGACCGUGGUGUCCUCGCAGGAGUUUGGCUGUUUGCUGGACAUGGUGUACACUGGGAAACUGCCUCUGGGGAAACACAACGUCAGUCGCAUCGUCGCCGCUGCAGACAACCUGCAGAUGUUCGAUGUGGCUGUUGGGUUUAAAAAUGUCCUCACCAGCCUUGUGAACCAGCAGACCCCUGUCUCUGCACCACAGACAUCAAGGGUCAUCAAAGACCUAAGUGAGAACCCUGAGGGUUCAGCGUCAUCGAACAAGGACGGCUCCACCUCAGACAAGACAGAGCUAAAGGUCGAACAAGAGAAGGAAGAAUGUGAGGGUGACGGUGAAGAGGUGGAGGAGCCACCACUUAAAAGAGCAUGUGUUGAGCCCUGCAGUUCCUCAACGUCUGAAGAAGCCACGUUUUCACAAACUGCAGCAGAAGAAAACAAGGCGGCGAUCGAGGCGUCCACUGGUGUCCUGGAACAUUCUUCUCAGAUUGUGGAGCUCCUCGCCAACGUGUCCUCUGUUGUGGAGCUGCUGAGUCAGGCAGCACAGAGCAGCCUGGAGAAAAACGAGAGACAGGUCGUGUGUCAGUGCUGCAAGGAGGCAGAUGCCAGCUCAGCCCUGGAGAAGCUGAUGAGCAGAGUCAAUGAAGGGCAGCUCAGUAAAGGAGGGUUAUUCACUCUGCUGCGGACCAUUCAGCAGAAAACCUCCUCUUUCCCUCCAUCACUGCUCUCUCUGCUGGGAGAGGAGGAGGAGGAGAAGGAGGAGGGGGAGGAGGAGGAGGAGGAAAGGAUAACGCAGGAGCCAAACAGAGACAAUACGACAGUGGAGUCAGCGGAGCAGAAUGGCAACAGGAGUGAAGAGAACGAGGAGGAAGAGGAAGAGGACGACAAAGACAUUGAUGAUCCGUCAAACCCUGUCUCCUCUGCCCCGUCUCCGUCUAAGCGCUACUCUUGUCGCUGGUGUAACAAAGGUUUUAACUUCAAGUGCCGAAUGCUGAGCCACUUGAAAUGCUGCUCCUUGUCCCAGGAGUGUGAGCAGCAGUGUCCACAGUGUCCAGAGAAGCUGGCCAACCUGCGGGCACUGCAGCAACAUCGGGCCAAAGCUCACCGCAGCAACACACGUCUUAAGAAGAAGGUGUCCUGUGACAUUUGUGGAAGGCUCUUUGCCCAUCCAUCAGGUAUGAUUUACCACAAGCGAACAGAACACUUUGACGAGAAGCCGUUUGCCUGCAAGGAGUGUGACGCCAAGUUUGCGGCCAACUCGUCGCUGAAGAACCACAUGAGGCUGCACACGGGAGAGAAGCCGUACCAGUGCAAACACUGUGACAUGAGCUUCAGUGUGGCUGCUGCGCUCGCUUACCACAACAAGAGGAAACACUCUGAAGGGAAGAUGUAUGUGUGUCAGUACUGCAAGGCCACCUUCGCCCAAGCCAUUGAACUGACGCGUCAUGUGCGCACACACACUGGGGAUCGUCCGUAUGUGUGUCGGGAAUGUGGUAAAGGCUACAUCCAGGCCAGUGGACUCACUGCCCACCUACUCACCUUCCACGACAUAUCGGAGCCUCAUGACUGUCAAAAGUGCUGCCUCAGUUUCAACUCCGCAGAGGAGCUUCAGCAGCACAUCGAGGAGUUGCACCCAAAGGACUUCCAUAAGUGUCCCACCUGCCACAAGGUGUUCACCAGCGCCGCCCUCCUGGAAAAACACAGCGGAACGCACACUGGAACCAAACCCUUCAGCUGUGACCUGUGCAGCAAGUCGUACCAGCAACUGUCAGGACUGUGGUACCACAACAGGAUCAACCACCCUGAUGUGUUUGCCAGCCACACCCGGCAGCUCAAGACCAUGGUCCAGUGUGAUCUUUGUUUCAAGUUCUUCCCCGGCGCUGCCAUUUUGGCCAAACAUCAAGCUGCUGAGCACCAAGCUGUUCUGGAAGGAGAGGAAGAAUUGCAGAGCGGUGAGGAGUUCAGGUGCUCGCUCUGCACCGCGCUCUGCUCCUCGCAGCAGGAGCUGCAGGAACAUAUGCUCUCCUGCCAAGUGGAGGUACGAGAACAGCAGGAGGACGCAGAGGAAAAGGUGUCCACGUCCCACACAGUGAUUCCAGCGGAUCAGACAGGCAGUGAGGGGGCGGAGUCAGGGAUGAGCGAAGCCCAACAGGUUUUUGUGACUCUAGCAGGUGGAGGACAAGGCGGAUCAUCGUCAGAAGUGGUCAUGGUCAACAUGUAUGACCUGCUGAACAACUCGGUCACCUUCAUCUGUGAGGACAAACCGUCAGCUCCUCAUUCUCAGCCAUGAACUCUGACCCCACGACAGUGAGGACAUGCGUGUGUGGUUUUAUCACCACCUCUGGUCAGUAACAUGAAGACAGUACAGGGAAAGAAGUGACAGAGUUCACGAGCCAAGGACUGUCAGUUUUUUGUCCACCAAAGGUUGUUGUUAAAUAAAAUUUAUAUUAUUUCACUUGUAAAGAAACCUAGGUAGGCUUCAAGUC
Solea solea (common sole) is the source of this 2803-nucleotide messenger RNA. It is a transcript of the gene zbtb40, whose product is annotated as zinc finger and BTB domain containing 40. Gene Ontology annotation, molecular function: protein binding; DNA-binding transcription factor activity, RNA polymerase II-specific; RNA polymerase II cis-regulatory region sequence-specific DNA binding. Gene Ontology annotation, cellular component: nucleus. Gene Ontology annotation, biological process: regulation of transcription by RNA polymerase II. The coding region runs from base 142 to 2607 and encodes 821 amino acids. The record is from RefSeq and is a predicted model, not a curated record. Lineage: Eukaryota; Metazoa; Chordata; Actinopteri; Pleuronectiformes; Soleidae. The transcript has 12 exons.